Mixia osmundae IAM 14324 is the source of this 961-nucleotide messenger RNA. RefSeq lists its product as uncharacterized. The record is from RefSeq and is a predicted model, not a curated record. NCBI's taxonomy places the organism in Eukaryota, Fungi, Basidiomycota, Mixiomycetes, Mixiales, Mixiaceae. The transcript is spliced from 3 exons. Bases 321 to 899 code for a protein of 192 amino acids.
AUGAAACGCAACGUUGCGCGUACCGAGGGCGCAUCAAAUUGCCUUUUGAAGACAUUGACCUUCCUCAAAGCGAGGUCAAUGCGGGGUACAUGCUCGAGCUAUUUGCCUAGCCUGUCAGCUCAGGCCUCAUGUCCAUAUUCUCGGGCAAACAAUGUCCGGUCUCAGCUUUGCUCGUGCCGAUCUGCACCAACAGCAAAGCGCGGCAACCUUAAGAUGGUGUCAGAAGUCGUAGCCUCAUCUGCUUUGUCUGCCGAGAUGCAUAAGAAGCCGGCCUUCCUUCUCCUCGAGCACCUUUUGCCUCUCGACCAGCCAGUGAAGACAUGAUGAAGACUGCAGUUCUCGCCUUUGCUGCUCUUGCCGGCCUCGCGUCUGCUGCUCCAGCACCUGCAGCAUCCAAGUCACUUGCUGCGCCCAACUCAAAGAGCGGUGUCGCGGCCCUCAUCGGCCAAUUGAAACUCAUCGACAACAUCACUGUCACCAUCCCGGUCGACACUGCACCAACAGACAACCUCGUCGAAGCUUCCUUCUUCGUCACGAACGGCCUCCCCAACCUUGGACUGUACGCAGAGACGAUCCAAUUCAACUCCCUGCGAGUUUCAGCGUCUGUAAACAAGACCGUCUAUGCUAGCUUCUCCUACACUUUCAAGCCGCCCCUCCAAGUCCCAGGCGGCAAGACAGUCAGCUCCCCUACCAUCCCCAACGUGCUUUUGACCCAGGGCUUCGAUAACUCCCUUGCGCUGCUAGACGCAUUCGGCGGUCCCCAGGGCUACCUCGAUCUUGCUACAACGGCCAGCCUGACUGUCAAGUCUUCACUGCUGUUCGGUAUCAUCCAGGCACCUAUUACCGUCACUCUGCCAUACAACCAGAAGAACGUCACGACAUUCUUCAACUUCGAGUAACGGAACCGGACUUGUACAUCGUCUAAAAUGGGCUUCAGAGACACGCCAUGUAAUAUUGCACG